UGGGCGGUGUGUGUGUGUGUGUGUGUGAGUUGGAGGAAGAGCUGCUCUGACAGCUCAAUAAGCCAUACAUUUUGAGGCCAAUGUGCUGAAGUUUUCCGGGUCCGAGUUAGGGAAAGAGGACGAAACAUCUCCAUUUUCAACGCCCAUGUCUCGUUAUAUGGGUCAGAUAACUGGAUUUUAUCGAGCUAUGUUUUGCUAAUCGAGAGCAGUCACUGCUGCAUAACACAAAAAUAAACGCGUCAUUUUCGCUUCAUUUAGGGACAGAAAGGUUUGUUUUUACUACGUUUUGUUGAUUUUAAGAAGUCAUAUCGCAUGUUAAUGGUGAUUAAAUUAUUGAUACCACGAUGGCAGUGAAGGCUCAGGUAUUAUAUGACUUCACUGCUGAGCCUGGCAACAAUGAGCUGUCUGUUCAAGAAGGAGAAAUACUCACGGUCACUAACCAGAAUGUAGGCGGUGGCUGGGUAGAGGCUCGGAAUUCCAGAGGAAAUGUAGGCCUCGUGCCUGAGGACUAUAUUGAGAUUAACCCUGGUUCCACACAAGCACCAGCAACAAAGUACACUGAUGCUCAGAAUCAAGGUUACAACAGCAGUUCAGCAAACACUCAGGGGGUUAAUGGGAAUGAGGCUUGGACUGCCACAACAUGGUCCAACAACAACCCUGUGGACAACUGGAACUAUGCUGAACAGGAACCAGCAGGCAAUAAUGGUUCUAUCUAUUCCUUUGAUGAGGAAUGGGACGAUGAUUCCGAUGAUGGAAAGUCGACAGUCGGUUAUGGAGGUUCACAGAUGGAGGAGGGCGGAACCAUGCAGCGGGGUGGGGCUCACUCUACUAUGAAAAUAUCCCUCAACAAGUUUCCAGGGUUCUCCAAGACCCCAAAUCCAGAGGUGUAUCUGCUUACCAAGAGCGUAGCUAAAGGAAAUGACAAACUGCCAAUUUAUGCGGGCGAGGUGGGCCCAGUAUGGUUGUAUCCACAAAUUCAGUUAGAUUGUGUAGUGGCUGAUCCCAAAAAGGGGUCAAAAAUGUACGGCCUGAAGAGCUACAUCGAAUACCAGAUCACACCUAAUACUACAAACAGACCAGUCAACCACAGAUACAAACACUUUGACUGGUUAUAUGAGAGGCUCGUGGAGAAGUUUGCCUGUGCUCUGCCAAUCCCGUGUCUACCUGACAAACAAGUUACAGGCCGAUUUGAAGAGGAAUUUAUCAAAAUGCGCAUGGAACGCCUGCAGGGCUGGAUGUCCCGCAUGUGCCGGCAUCCGGUGAUCUCAAAUAGUGAAGUUUUUCAGCUCUUUCUUAACUACAGAGAUGAGAAGGAGUGGAAACUAGGGAAGCGGAAAGCAGAGAAAGAUGAAAUCGUGGGAGUGAAAAUCUUCUCCACCAUAGAUCCAGAGCUCCCAGAGUUAGAUCCUGGUCAAGUGGAGCAGAAGUAUGAAAUGUACAGCCAAUUUACUAGAUCUAUGGACAACAGUGUUAAAGAACUACUGGCUGUUGGGCAUCUUCACUGGAAGAGAUGUACAGGCCCAUUACAAAAGGAGUAUCGACAGAUUGGAAAAGCAUUUCAGAACCUAUCAUCGGUUUUCAACACUAGUGCAUACCCAAGGGAAUCAACUCUGACGGAAGCAUUGAGUUCAACAGGAAAAACGUACGAGGAAAUAGCAGAACUCGCUGCAGGACAGCCAAAAAAAGAUCUACACUUCCUGAUGGAGACAAACAACGAAUACAAGGGACUACUGGGCUGCUUCCCUGACACAAUAGCAGUUCACAAGGCUGCCAUUGAUAAAGUAAAAGAGGCUGAUCAUUUGGUGACGAUGAAUAAGAUUAGCCAACAAGAUAAACACAUUAUGGAAAAGAACCUCAGCACCAUGUCUUACGCAUUGCAAGCGGAGAUGAAUCACUUCCAUAGCAACCGUAUCUAUGACUACAACAGACUCAUGCAGUUCUACCUGGAGGAACAGGUGAAAUUCUAUGAAACGAUUGCUGAAAAGCUGAAGAAAGCUCUUGGUCAGUACACCACCAUGUGAGGACUCGCUCUAAACUAUGGAACUU
Cyprinus carpio (common carp) is the source of this 2046-nucleotide messenger RNA. RefSeq names its product sorting nexin-9. Gene Ontology annotation, biological process: endosomal transport; plasma membrane tubulation; mitotic cytokinesis. Gene Ontology annotation, molecular function: phosphatidylinositol binding; protein binding. NCBI's taxonomy places the organism in Eukaryota, Metazoa, Chordata, Actinopteri, Cypriniformes, Cyprinidae. Gene Ontology annotation, cellular component: plasma membrane; cytoplasmic vesicle. The record is from RefSeq and is a predicted model, not a curated record.